AUGUUGGAUGUGGACUGGGGAGGUGUGCGGGAGGAGUUCCACAUGGGUUCCAUUGAAGGGACCGGGCUGCUGAGGACCACCGGCACCGAGCAAAAGGUAAAGCAGACGCGGGCGGGACACGCUGCCUGCUGGGACAAGUGGAUGCAUGACUGUGCAGUGAAAAGGCAAAGGCCAGAAUAACUCCAGCAGUUUAAGAGGACAUGAUGGGGGUGUCAGUCACUGUCACCACCGUGGCAGCCCUGAGGAGAACCUUCAUCACAGUUCUUGGCUUGACUUUAUUCUUAUCAGCCGGGAGGGUGCAUGGGCAGUUCCUGGGCGCCCCGCUGGACUGCAAAAAGACCUGCGUGUGCACCAGUAACAUCAUCAGUUGCUCCGGUGGAAACCUCACCAACGUUCCCACGGCUCUCCCGCAGCACACGGCAGUUCUGGACCUCAGUUUCAACGCCAUCACCAGGCUGCGCGCAGUGUGGACUCCCAUCCAUCUCCACAGGCUGCAUAGCCUAUCGCUCAGCAACAACGGCCUCACGUUCCUCUCUUCUGAGGCGUUUGUGCACGUGACCAAGCUUCGUUACCUGGACCUUUCCUCUAAUGGACUCCGCCAGCUGGACGAGUUAAUCUUUGAGCCGCUGGAGCAACUUGAAGUGCUGCUGCUUUAUAAGAACAACAUCUCUCAGAUAGAUCGCUCGGCCUUCUCAGGCCUCGACUCUCUGCAGAGGCUCUAUCUGAGCCAUAACCAGAUCUCCCGCUUCCCUCUGGAGCUUGUAAAGGAGCGAAGCAGACUGGAGACUCUUCGGCUUCUGGACGUCUCCUCCAACAGGAUUAAAGCCCUGCCUCUGCAGGAGCUUCAGUCCUUGCCUGCCUGGAUAAAGAACGGCAUUUACUUCCACAGCAACCCUCUGACCUGCAGCUGCGAGCUGUACAACCUGUUGGCACGCUGGUCCAUCAAGGAGCUCAGCUCUGCCUCUGACUUCGCGGGCAGCCAUACGUGUUUGAUACCAGGUCUGCGGAGGGAAAAGAUGCUCACCCUGGAUCUGGACGAAGCUCAUCUGAACUGCAGUGAGAUCAAGGUUCUGAUGGAAGAGGCCUAUUUGGAGCAAUCUCUGGUACUGGAUUGUGAUACCAAGCAAAGGGACGUGGUGAAGAGAUGGGCACUGCCAGGAAACAUCCCACUGUCUUUUGCCAAUCAGAGCGCUGUGAUGCUCUCUGACGGCAGCCUCCACAUCGGGUCCCUCAAAGCAGAGGACUCAGGAGUCUACAUCUGCUAUGCUACAAGUGACUCCUUCAACGAGACGCUGUAUGUGACCGUAGUGGUCAUUAAUUCCACCAUGAGUGGUGGGCUUGAGAGUCUAAAAACGGCCUACACCACCCUCAUAGCGUGCGUGGUGAGUUUAGUUAUGGUCCUCAUUUACCUCUAUCUCACCCCGUGCCGCUGCGCGUGCUGCCCAGGUCAGGACGCGGAGAAAGAUGGCGCGAGAGACAGCCUCCACUCCUCGACUGUCAGUCUCUCUCAGGCUCACGAGGAGACAGCGGAGCAGACGGUGGAGGGCGGGGGCUUCCCCUACAGACCCGCUCCUCUGCUGGAGCAGAACGGCAGGCUGAACCCGAUCGGUGAGGAAGACGAGGAGUGGCAGGUGGACACCAGGGAGAGAAGAAGGUUUGAUGCCCAGUCUGUCAGCUCUGUGUGCUCUGACACUCCAAUGGUGGUAUAAACGAGAGCAUGUGCAGAGCAGUGAUUGUCUGACUCUGCUAGGUGUUCUCUUGAAUGUCUGCACUACUCAAGGUCUCAUCUUCUAAACAAGGCCUGAGCUGACUCCAGCUGUUAGUAGCAUUGUUGAGGCAACACAUACCAAGGAUCAACUAUGAACUGCAUAAAAACGCUAAUGUAAAAACUUAAAAACUGUCAUUGAAAAAACAACCCUAACCCUAACCGUAUACUGUAAAAAAUGAUCAAUUAAAAGUGAUUAUCAAAAGUUGCAUUAAAAAAGAGAUAUCCAUAUUUGUAUUUGGGCAACAAACUAGUUUAAAAUCUGUUUAUAAUCUGCUACUACUUACCACAGAUCUGAAAAAUACAGAAGCUUAAAAUAUUGUUUUCACUCAUAAAUACAUCAAAUAUUUUCAGCCACGGAGAGAUACUAACUACUCUGAGACAAACAGCUCUAAAAAAAAAAAUAGGACAGUCAUUUUACUGUGUAUAUCUCGGGGCGGUGCAUGAAGCAUUGCUUUUAUGCAAAGCGAUCAUGGUGCUAUAGACGAGACGUUUGACAGAUGUUGGACAGAAGGUUGCUGCUGGAAAUAGCGACUCAUUUUAUGCAAAGCUUGAAGAUCUCAGCUAUUACUGCAGUCUGUUUUAAUGAUGUUUCAUGUUAUGGUCUUGUGUGGAUUUCUUGAUAUUCAUGGAACACAACGUUGUGAGGAUAACUUUUUUGUUAAUUAAGUGUGUUUAUAUAAUGUGUAAGAGUCUUUUUACGUAGAAAUCUGAGUUUUGCUGUAAAUGUGGCCUUUGCUGAAGGGAUUUUGAAGACUGAGCUGAUUAAAUGUGAGCUUUAGAUAGACCAAAUUCACAGUCUAAUUUAAUUAUGAAAUAUUCUAGAUAAGUAGAAUUCUAAUUUUUAAAAGAAUUUUGUUUGAUCCUGCCAUUUUAGGAAAGUAAAAGUUUAGCACACAAAGAAUCCACCAACUGAUACACAAAAACUGGAUCACAUCCCUGACAGGAGUUAGUGCUCUUAUAUCUGUCAAUCACAAACUACUUCAUCCCUCAGACUGAUAUCAAGUUGAUAUCAACAAAAUUUGACCCAACAAAUGUGCAGAAGAGUAUCCCCUUUAGGUUAAAUUGGAUCUAACUGACUUUGGAUUCAGGUUUAGGAGCAUUUUCUCUGAUUGGAUGAUGGUAAUUAUUAUGAUAUGAAUUAUCAAAAAAUGUUUUUAUUGUGGUUGAAAUUUUGAAAUCUAGAAUAAUGUGACUUAAAAUUCUCAUUUCAAAUACCUUUUUUACUUUUUAUCCCCUCAAUCUUAAUUUCUGCCUCAUCCUAACUUGCCAGCGUGUACAACCGCUCGUUUAAAAAAGCAUUUGACCGCAGUGAGUGAGCUUUCACUUUAAGCUAUGCCAGCAGAAAUAGCACACAUUGUCAUAACAAAAAUAUCAUACACAUCUUUAACACACAUUCCGGGACCUUUGCUUACUGGAAGUCAGGCAGCUUUCAGUGCAGCUGCAGGUUUUAUCUCUUCAUUAACUUAGUUUAUGGAUGUUCGCAGCCUCGUUCGCAUUUGACCAACCUUUCCUUGACCCUGAGUAUUUCAAAGUGCGUUCGUGCUCCUGGUGCCAUUAGCAUGGCAUGUUAAGUAUGAACAGACAGUAAAAAUAUAUGUACAUCCUUGUUUAUUAGAUGAUUUAUUGCUGCAGGAAAACAUAGCCCAAAGGAACACAGCUGAGAGCAAUACCAUCCACUAAAGGCCUCUGGGCUUUGGCGCCCAACUCUGAACUAAUAAUCCAAUACAGCCCGCCAGAAGUCUCAUAAACACUGUCAAAAAUAGCAGCUCGCAGUGCAGCAAACACACACACACACACACACACACCUUAAGCCGCCAGUAGGAGCUGGAAACUCACUGUGAAAAGUAGCCAUUAUUAAACCGAUUUCUUCAUUUUUGUGACAUUGGCAGGUUCAAACUGAAUAACAUUCACCAUAAGUUGAACUUUCCACCACAAAUAGUUUCUAUAUUAACACAUGAAUAUUAAUCGUCUACUGAGAACACAACUAGUAAGUUAAUGAAAACAAACAAAACACUAAUAAAAAGAUAACGCAGGCUGAUGAUCUCAGUAAUUGUAAUUGUACUCUGAAUGUGCUUUACUAAGAUACUUAAUGUUGAAUUAAUCAUGAACAUGAAUGAUGUCAGUUUUUUAUAUAUUUUAUGCAGCUAGACUAUAUCUUUUAUAGGGUUCAUCAUGUGCAGUUGAAAUAUCUGUUUCUUAAUAAAGUCACUUAUACUAACAAAAACUCACUUGUUAAGAAUGUUACACAUUCAUGUUCAGUGUUCAUUGUGGUAGGUACGGUUAUUGUCAUUUUUAUGCUGAAGCCAGUGGCUGUGCCUCUCUGUGACAGUCACAUGGCCUCAUUUCAUGCAGUCCCGUGUAAACAACUGAUUAAUCCUGUGCUGUAUCAUACUCUGUUUAUUACUAAACUACUCCUGUAUAUUGUGAACUGCAAAAUAAACAUAAGGUGAAUCAUGUCACAUGAUGUGAUUGA
Menidia menidia (Atlantic silverside) is the source of this 4241-nucleotide messenger RNA. NCBI's taxonomy places the organism in Eukaryota, Metazoa, Chordata, Actinopteri, Atheriniformes, Atherinopsidae. The record is from the annotation of a GenBank genome assembly.